UCAGUGCAGCAAUGGCCACUUUUCAACGUAACUGUAGGAAAAAUCUAUUACCAGAUACUUUCAACGGUGACAGAAGGGCUGCGGCGAAAUGUAUUGGUUAUGUGUCCGAAAUAAUGGAUACGAUGGGACUAGCAUCUGCCAAAGCAGAAGCACUUUUAAAACCUAUUACAAGUGCAGAGAAAUUAAGGAAUUCCAACUAUGACGUUUAUCUGCUAGCAGAUCUGGAAUCAAAUAAUGGUAAAGGAACAGUUGUUGGACUUUUGAAAGUUGACCGGAAAAAUCUGCACAUGUUUGAUGAGACGGGCAUGACACAUGAAAGAAAAGCUCUCUGCAUUCUGGACUUGUACGUGUACGAGUCCAGUCAACGUAAAGGAUAUGGAAAACGACUAUUUGAACAUAUGCAUCAUGAGGAGAAUGUGUUGCCCCAUCAAAUGGCAAUUGAUAAGCCGUCUAAAAAGUUCCAAGCUUUCCUUUUCAAGCACUACGGUCUACAAAACAUUAUUCCUCAGUCAAAUAACAUUGUCAUCUACGAGGGAUUCUUUGACUACCUCAGGUCAGAUGUCGCUAAUGGUAAAAAAGGUGCAGCCUCCAAACUGUCUGGAAACGAGAAUUAUGAGUCCGAAGCACAUCAUUCAUUCAUGAAUCACCAGGACUCGAUUAUGCCUGACGAGUACGGGUUUCAAAGUACGGCAGACAUGCAGCCUACAAGCCUGUAUCAACUAUUGGACAGAUCAUGA
Messenger RNA from Nilaparvata lugens (brown planthopper), 737 nucleotides. RefSeq names its product alpha-tubulin N-acetyltransferase-like. Gene Ontology annotation, molecular function: tubulin N-acetyltransferase activity. The record is from RefSeq and is a predicted model, not a curated record. NCBI's taxonomy places the organism in Eukaryota, Metazoa, Arthropoda, Insecta, Hemiptera, Delphacidae. The transcript has 2 exons. Gene Ontology annotation, biological process: alpha-tubulin acetylation. Gene Ontology annotation, cellular component: microtubule. The coding region runs from base 12 to 737 and encodes 241 amino acids.